AUGACCAGAAGCGCUGACACCGGGAGCUACAGGAUUGCUGAGCUCAGCCUGCUGCAGAUUGAAGGGGGUUUAUCGGGGGCCUGGCUUAAGCCCCGGGUGCUGAGCACAGCCCCCCGCAGGCGGCCCCCCGGGACCUUGGCCCCGUCCUUGUCCCACAUCGGGUGGCAGCGGCGGCAGCGGCGGGCACAGGGGAGAGCGCUGGAGGCCGCGGGGGGCUGGAGCUCGUUGCCCAUCCUGGUGCUGACCUCCAAGGAGCGGGUGGUGAGCCGCAGGGCCGCGGGGCCGAGGAUGGGCGCUGGGGCCAGUGCUGAGGAGAAGCAUUCCCGGGAGCUGGAGAAGAAGCUCAAGGAAGACGCUGAGAAGGAUGCCAGGACUGUCAAGCUUCUGCUGCUGGGAGCAGGAGAGUCGGGAAAGAGCACCAUUGUCAAGCAAAUGAAGAUCAUCCACCAGGACGGUUACUCGCUGGAGGAAUGCCUGGAGUUCAUUGCCAUCAUCUACAGCAACACACUCCAGUCCAUGCUGGCCAUCGUGAGGGCCAUGACCACCCUCAGCAUCCAGUACGGGGACACAGCUCGCCAGGAUGAUGCCCGCAAGCUGCUGCACCUCUCAGACACCAUUGAGGAGGGCACCAUGCCCAAGGAGAUGUCGGAAAUCAUCGGGCGGCUCUGGAAGGACUCAGGCAUCCAAGCCUGCUUUGACCGUGCCUCUGAGUACCAGCUCAAUGACUCUGCUGGCUACUAUCUGUCAGACCUGGAGCGCCUGGUGACCCCCGGCUACGUCCCCACAGAGCAGGACGUGCUGCGUUCCCGGGUCAAGACAACCGGCAUCAUCGAGACCCAGUUCUCCUUCAAAGACCUCAACUUCAGGAUGUUCGAUGUGGGCGGACAGCGCUCAGAGCGGAAGAAGUGGAUCCACUGCUUUGAGGGGGUGACCUGCAUCAUCUUCAUCGCGGCCCUCAGCGCCUACGACAUGGUCCUGGUGGAGGAUGACGAAGUGAAUCGCAUGCACGAGAGCCUGCACCUCUUCAACAGCAUCUGCAACCACCGCUACUUCGCCACCACCUCCAUCGUCCUCUUCCUCAACAAGAAGGAUGUCUUCCUGGAGAAGAUCAAGAAGGCCCAUCUCAGCAUCUGCUUCCCUGACUAUGACGGUCCCAACACGUACGACGAUGCGGGCAACUACAUCAAGGUGCAGUUCCUGGAGCUGAACAUGCGGCGGGAUGUGAAGGAGAUCUACUCCCACAUGACCUGCGCCACCGAUACCGAGAACGUCAAGUUCGUCUUCGACGCCGUCACUGACAUCAUCAUCAAGGAGAACCUCAAGGACUGCGGGCUCUUCUGA
Molecule: messenger RNA, 1341 nt
Organism: Pseudopipra pipra
Lineage: Eukaryota; Metazoa; Chordata; Aves; Passeriformes; Pipridae
Gene: GNAT1
Product: G protein subunit alpha transducin 1
Biological process (GO): adenylate cyclase-modulating G protein-coupled receptor signaling pathway
Cellular component (GO): heterotrimeric G-protein complex
Molecular function (GO): GTP binding; G protein-coupled receptor binding; GTPase activity
Source: RefSeq, a predicted model, not a curated record